ACCUACAUCAAAAACACACGAUAACUUCAAAUCUUUCUGGAAAAUGGUUUGGCACAUGAAAGUAGAGAUUAUUGUGAUGCUAACAAAUCUGAAUGAACCCUCGGGUAUGAAAUGCGAGCAGUAUUGGCCUGAUGUCAAUCAAAGCGAAAUGUUUGGAGAUGAACAUGUUUUCUGUCAAGAACUUUACGAAUUUGCUGAGUACACAAUAAGGAAAUUUGAAGUUUCGAGCAACAAAAACAGACAAACAGCUUGCAGACGCAUAGUUCAACUUCAUUAUACAGCUUGGCCAGACAAAAAGACACCGGAAGAUGUCGUUACCCUUCUUGAAUUCAGACACAAAUUUAGAAAUAUAGACACCACCUUGAAUGGUCCUGUCAUUAUACACUGCAGCGCCGGGAUAGGACGUACAGGAGUAUUUAUAGCUAUUGACAAACUUAUCUUGGAAGGACAUUCUGAAGGCACUGUUAAUGUGGCGGUUUGUGUCAAGAAAAUGAGAGAGAUGCGAAUGAAAAUGGUUCAAACAACCGAACAAUACAAGUUCAUCUUCAAAGCAUUAGCUUACGCUUUAUACUUUGAUUCUGAGCCAAUACAAAAUGAAAACCUUAUAGAAAAGAUUGAAGGGGCUGACGACACAUUGUUUGAUAUAAAAUACCAGGAACUUUUAAUGUGUCUGGAAAAUACUGGAAAUGACAUUACGAGUACAGCGGCAGUAUAUGAAAAUGUUAUGCUCAAAGAUAUGCAUACAGUAGAACUUUUAGACAAUUACAAUCGGGUACAUCUGUAUUUAAACAGAGGUUAUGACGACACGGAUUAUAUCAAUGCUGUCUACAUCAAUAGUUUCAAGCUUAAAGACCAUCUCAUCAUGGCACAAUCACCCCUUCCUGGAACAGAAUUUGACUUUCUGACGAUGAUUUAUCAAGAAAAUUGUUCCUGUAUAGUGUCGAUUGAGGAUAUAUCUGAGCAAAGUAUGGCAGUCAACAAGUGUUUUCCAACGAACAAUCGUUCAACAGAUAUAGGAUGUUUUACAGUUUGUUGUACUGUACACAAAUCCACUUCACAGUACACUGUUAGUAAAAUGACCAUCAAGAAUAAAGGAAAGUUUUCAGAUGAUAGACGGGAUUUUUAUCAUUUUCAAUACAAGAAUUGGAAAGCCAAAGAUGUCAUACCCGAAAACGCUGAAGAAUUUGUGGAGUUUGUAAAAGAUGUCGGGGAAUAUAUAACACAUACCAAUGAAAGUUCACACGUUCUAGUUCAUUGUUUAAACGGGAGUGAACGAAGUGGGAUAUAUUGUGCUGUCGCAAUCAUAAUGGAAAAGAUCUUUUAUGACAAGAAAGUUAGUGUGCUGAACACGUUGAGACACUUAAGGACAAGACGACCAAAUGCAAUAACUAGCAUGGAGCAGAUGAAGUUUUGCUUCAAAGCUGCUAAAGCCAUUGCUGAGACGCAAAUUAAAACAUCCGGUAUUAGUAAAGAUACACCGUAUUGAACAGAAAAGCAAAUCACGACGAAAACAAUUUAAAGAGGAAAAAAACAAAACAUUGAAUAUUAAAGCAAACAAAUGUAAAUUGCGUUUUGAAUUGUUGUACAUACCCUUCUUUAAUAUGUAAAUACAACAAUAUCUUUUAUUUUUGUAAAUGUAAUGUGAAUAUUACAAUAAUUAACAUUUCAGCGUGCUUUUUAUUUCGCAAUCAUUAAAAGUUUAAUUUUGACUGUUAUGACUGUGACAUUGGGUAAAAAGAAACUACACUGUCUUAUUGUUCACCAGCGCCAUUCAAUAAGAUUUCGUAGUUAAAAGUAUGCCAGGGUUGUUCAAAAAUGAAUAUGAUUGCGGCUAUACUGUUCACAUAUUUUUCUCAAUUUACCUACACAACUUUUAGAGAAAAUAUCGGAACAUGUCCCUAUUUACUUUGAAAAAAAAUCAAAACAACAUAUUUAAGAAUGAUAAGUCUGUAAAUAUCAAAAAUAACAUGUGGUACGCAACCCGUCGCACGCGUCGCAAAACAAAUUGAACAUGUAUAAGCCGUCAUUCUUUCUGUAAGUAUUAUCCCGUAUCAUGUAAUUAUAACCAAUCAUCGUUUGUGUUGAUGAAGUUGGAAAGAAGGCAAUCUCAUUUUAUCUACUCACUCCGAAAAUAAAUGCCAUUGAAUCGGCCAAUCUCUAUUCGUGCUCGUGAUUGUUAAGUAGUUUUUAGCUAAAUGGGUAAAAAAUUUUAAUGUUAAUGCAUUCAAUUAAAAGUAUUUAUUCUAUAAACAUUACAAUAAUGUGCAGUAACAUAUAAAAAAGAUUUAUCAGUUGACCAGUAUGAACAGCCUGAUCACAGACUAUCACUUUAUUAAUCAUAAUCGGCGAAUCGACUGAGUACAUUAAUUAGAGUGACUUGUUUACUGUCGCUCCUUUUGUAGCGCUUUUGCAAUUAACGCCACAAAUGCCCACUAAUUUGCCGAUUUGCCAUAGCUCUGUGUUGUUUUUGUUCUCUUAUUUGUCGGAAUUGCUUGAACUAUUUAAAAGCGGGUGACCUACUUGUCUCUUAUUUCAGCUUCGUUUAUAUAUAAGACCCUUGUUUGUAGCUGAAGGACUAUAGAUAGUCUGUGGUUUCAUGUAACAAUCGCACAAAUUUCAAGUUUUUCAACGGACGUCAAAUUUCUACAUUUAACGCAAUGUCCAAUGCUGUUAAAAACUUGAUUGUUUAGCCAUUGCCUGUCUAAAUGAUGUAAACUUUGGACAAAGUGUCAUUUUAUUGAUGAAACUGGGUUGGUAAACUAUAUGGAAAUACAGUCGCCAAGUUAUGAAUAUACUGCAAGUACAAUUCGCCUUGAAGCAAACUCGAAUGUGCAGCACCGGUAGCAUGCUACCAUGGUUAUUCAAUACCACAGGAAACAUGAGUUAAGCAUUGUAAUAUGAUACAAAUAUGCUCAAACAGUUAUUGUAAGUUAAGACCGCUAUACAUAUGAACAAUUAUAAACUUAUUAGAAUAUGAAUUCAAAAAUGUGUAGUCAUUUCCUUUUGAACAACCCUCGUAACAAAGUAGUAUCACCGUCAUUCUAAUAAAAAGGAUCGAAGACAUUUAAGAAAGAAACUCAAUCGCUCUUUCCCAUUUUUAUUGUUUUAUGGACACGCUUUGAAUCAAAACAGCACAUAUGCUUACAAUAUUG
Ruditapes philippinarum (Manila clam) is the source of this 3152-nucleotide messenger RNA. Its product is annotated as receptor-type tyrosine-protein phosphatase alpha-like. Gene Ontology annotation, molecular function: protein tyrosine phosphatase activity. The coding region runs from base 44 to 1486 and encodes 480 amino acids. The record is from RefSeq and is a predicted model, not a curated record. Gene Ontology annotation, biological process: protein dephosphorylation. Lineage: Eukaryota; Metazoa; Mollusca; Bivalvia; Venerida; Veneridae. The transcript has 12 exons.